Molecule: messenger RNA, 3682 nt
Organism: Pelobates fuscus (common spadefoot toad)
Lineage: Eukaryota; Metazoa; Chordata; Amphibia; Anura; Pelobatidae
Gene: PTGER4
Product: prostaglandin E receptor 4
Exons: 2
Coding region: 437-1864 (475 amino acids)
Biological process (GO): positive regulation of cytosolic calcium ion concentration; negative regulation of inflammatory response; cellular response to prostaglandin E stimulus
Cellular component (GO): plasma membrane
Molecular function (GO): prostaglandin E receptor activity
Source: RefSeq, a predicted model, not a curated record
ACAGAGACAAACUUGAGCUGCAGCUUGUAGUGUGAUCUACAGGCGGGGAGUGAUUGCCACAAAGUAUCAGUGGGGAGAACUCUGAGGGCUGAUACAAUGAAGUUCUGCAACACUGACUUCUAUCUCCUGUUCAGCAGCUCUGCAACACACAGACAUGAUGAGAAUCGCUCCUCACUGAGAAACCCAUGUGAAAGCAGCUCUUACCAGGGCGGGGAUGUCACAGAGAACUAACCUGACACCUGGCACCCAGCAGUAUCUGUGUGUGAGAGACAUCAUCUCCAGAUUUUUAGACUUUUUUUGGAUUGGAAUUAAUAAAACAGACUGAUUCAUCGCUGAAAUAAGUCUCCUGUAUACGAAUGACACAGAGUGUGUCUAGGGACAGCUAGAAGUACCUGUUGGGGAGAUUGCUGACACUCUGCACCUGGAUGUGACCUUAAUGUCUCCUUUGGAAAGUUACAACAUGUCUAUUGACAGCAUGGUGGUCUCUCUGAACUCCACAAGUAACAGCACUGUCCCAGGGAGACCUCCAACCAUCCCAUGUGUGAUGUUUAUAUUUGGGGUGGUGGGGAACCUCAUUGCCAUCAUCGUCCUGUGCAAAUCCCGCAAGGAGCAGAAGGAGACCACCUUCUACACCUUAGUAUGUGGACUGGCCAUCACUGACCUGCUGGGGACCUGCCUGGUCAGCCCUGUCACCAUAGCCACCUAUGUCAGGGGGGCCUGGCCUGGGGGGAAAGAACUAUGUGAGUACAGCUCCUUCAUCCUCCUGUUCUUUGGGCUGUCAGGUCUCAGCAUCAUCUGUGCCAUGUCCAUCGAGAGGUACCUGGCCAUCAACCAUGCCUACUUCUACAAUCACUACGUGGAUAAGAAGCUGGCUGGUCUGACCCUCUUUGCCAUCUAUGUGACCAACAUUCUGUUCUGCGCACUGCCCAACAUGGGGCUGGGGAAGAACACCUUCCAGUACCCGGAGACCUGGUGUUUCAUAGACUGGAGGACUCAGGUGCCCACCUACGCCGCCUACUCCUACAUGUACGCCGGGUUCAGCUCGUUCCUGAUCCUGGUCACGGUGCUGUGCAAUGUGCUGGUGUGCGUGGCGCUGAUCCGCAUGCACCGCCAGUUUGUGCGCAGGACAUCUCUCGGCACGGACGCUCGGAUCUCGGACUUCAGGAGGCGCCGGAGCUUCAGGAGGAUGGCUGGGGCUGAGAUCCAGAUGGUCAUCCUGCUGAUAGCCACCUCGGUGGUGGUUCUGAUCUGCUCCACCCCCCUGGUGGUUCGUGUUUUUGUUAACCAGCUGUACCAGCCAGAGGUAGUCAAAGAUAUAUCAAGUAACCCGGAUUUGAAGGCAAUCCGAAUGGCUUCUGUCAAUCCCAUUUUGGACCCUUGGAUUUAUAUAUUACUGAGGAAGACUGUGCUAAGCAAACUGAUUGAAAAGAUAAAGUGCUUGUUCUGUAGGAUUGGAGGAGGUAGACGACCUCAUUCAACAGGGAGCUUUAAUUGCACUGAGGGUAGAAGGGCCUCAUCAGGCCUUUCGAGUCACUCCCCGUCUUUUGUUUCCCGGGAGUUACGAGAAGUUAGUUCCACUUCCCAGACUUUAUUAUAUCCUCUAGAACUGAGUGACGGUAGUUUCAAAGGUAGCACUGUAUUGCCUGGGGCUACGGUUGCCAUUAUCCUGCCUGGAACCACAAAUAGGACGUUGGGUGGUUCUGACCAAUCUGUCUCUUCUGAGGGACCAGACUCUGAGCAAAUUUUGCUAGUAGAUGAAAUACGGACAACACAGACAACUUCAAAUAGAACUUCACCAAAAGGGAAUCCACUCCACGUCACUUUUCCUGAUGACGCACUGAAUUUAUCAGAAAAAUGUAUAUAGGAAUUCCAGAUACAAUGAUGGAUACAAGUUUAUUUUAGCAAGCGUGCAGUCAGCUCCUAACAUGGUGCUCCGUUCUCCUUGCACAAGAUCAUAAAUGAAUGCCUUUCCUGUGACAAGGACUCUGUAUGUCCAGUCUUUAAAUGGUACUUGUAUUUGAGGUGAUAGAGGGAGGUAGAGGUAACUAGUGACUUGCUCCUUAAUUCUAAAAAACAGAAUUAGGUUUGCCUGAAGCAUUGUUUCACCUUUUCAGACAUUCACCCCUGGUACCCUUUUUCAGUGACUAGACCAACAUUUAACAGGAGGUGUUUUUCCUGUAAAGGGUCAAAACUUUGAUUGUUCUAUUUUGCCCAAUUUUUGCCAAUUUCCAGUGCAUUUUCAAGGGCAAAUUAAAAUUGUCCAAUGUAUGAUGCCAUUGUGGCUGGCUAAAGCUUUAAAUGUGAAUUUUUAUGGAUAAAUAUUUGUGUUUGUAUACAGAAUGUACAUGUAUUUAUUGUCUUCUCUGUGAGAAGGAUUUUUGGAUCAAAAUGUCUACUUAAAGAAUUGAAAUGGAAUAUGCUCUCUCUUUGUUUUUCAAGAAUCUCCAUAGAACUAGAGGUAUUGUUAAUGUCCUACUACCACUUUGCACUGAAUUAAAAAUAUUACUCAUAUCAAAUUUAUUAUCAUAUAUAAAUAUAUAUAAAAAUAAAUAUAUAGAAUUAAAUCUGGAUAAAUUUCAAGAACACAAUUGCUGUAAAGACACAACCCUCUCUGACAUAGGCUACACCAUAAUUUGUAUUGAUUAUCAUACUUAUUUAUUUAUUUUAUUGCCCAUUGUAAUACGAACAAUGAAAACUCUAAUGGUCCAGAAGAAGGGGAAACCUGGUUCUAUAGCUCUUCUUGGACUAUAUCUGUCUUAGCCAACUUUGAUGAAGGUUGUUCUGUCCAACAGGAGCUGGAUAAACUCAUGAUUGAUUGCCAUCUAAUACACUAUUGUAUCCAUGAAUCAAGACUAUUUUAUUAUAAAUUAAAGGUACACAAGCAGAUACCAAAAAUGUUUGUCCACAAAGGUAGAGUAAGACCAAGAAGUGGAUACUUUUUGGUUCUAUAAUUUGUUUUAUAUAAUAUGUUGGACAACUUAUGAUGAUGAUGGAAAUAGUUGUUAUACAGUCACAACUAGAAAACAACAUCGGUGGACUGUAAUAUACUAUUGCAUCGUAAAAUCAUUAAUAGUUUAUCAUAAAUGUAAGCGAGGUAAACAGAUUAACUAAGAUCUGUCCUCAAAUAGAGUCAUUUGUCUGGUUAGAAACAUCAACUCUUCGACAGAGUUGGGGGACUAUCAGCUCAAAAGCUAAUGUUAGAUUAAAGCAUGAGGUUGACUGAAUGCGAGUUUCGGGAAACAUAGUCCGAUAAAAUAUAAAAGGUACCAUAGAUUCUUGUUCCUGCUUAUCUGAAAAUGGCAUGUUGGAGAUUUGUUUUGGUAGACAAAAAGCUAAUUUGUGAACAUUUGCUGUUUGUUAAAACUAAUGUUUCUUGUAGAAAAACAAAGGGUCAUUUUGAAAUUCUGUUCUAGCUCUUGGUAUUGUUUGAUAUUUUUGUAAGCGUGCGUAAAAAGAGGAUUGUAGAAAUGGCAAUGCUUUUGUAACAAUCCGUCAUCUACGUAGAUACAAUACCACAAUAAAAAUUGGAGACGCCGACUUGCUCUCCACUGGGGUAAAUAGCAACACUUUGGAAAACAAUAGAAAUAUUUUUUUUCUGUUCUCGCUAAAGCUAAAUAUAAUUGUUUCCUGCUGAAUAAUAUUUCACCAGACCAUAAAAAAAAAAAAGAAGAAAAAAAAAAAA